Messenger RNA from Medicago truncatula (barrel medic), 913 nucleotides. RefSeq names its product E3 ubiquitin-protein ligase ATL76. Gene Ontology annotation, biological process: protein ubiquitination. The transcript has a single exon. Bases 41 to 736 code for a protein of 231 amino acids. The record is from RefSeq and is a predicted model, not a curated record. Gene Ontology annotation, molecular function: transferase activity. Lineage: Eukaryota; Viridiplantae; Streptophyta; Magnoliopsida; Fabales; Fabaceae.
CUCUAAUUAACUAACUCAUAAAAUUCCCCAACAAAAAACAAUGUAUGCUUCUACUUCCUUUACUUCACCACUUCUCCAUGAACUUCUUGUGGAAUCUCACACAAGAAGGUUACUCAUUCAAAACCCAGUUGAUCAUCAAUCACUUAAAAUCAACUCCCGUAUUUUCACAAAUAGCCACAAUUCAACCGACUCAUAUUUUAGAGCUCCUGAAUUUGAUUCAAAUGUUGUGAUGAUACUUGCAGUUGUAUUAUGUGCUUUUAUUGGUCCCCUUGCAUUAAACUUUAUCAUAAGGCGUGCCUUAAUAUUUUUAAAUGUAGCCCUCAACAACGACUCUUCUUCGAGUUCAAGCAACAACAAUUCACCUCAAUUGGUCAACAAAGGAAUCAAGAAGAAAGCUCUCAAGAAAUUUCCUACAAUGAGCUAUUCCACCGAGUUGAAUCUACCAAGUUUGGAUACAGAUUGUAUGAUAUGUCUCUCAGAGUUCACAAAGGGUGAAAAAUUGCGCAUUUUGCCUAAAUGCAACCAUGGAUUUCAUGUUCGUUGCAUUGACAAAUGGCUAAAAGAACAUUCAUCAUGUCCAAAGUGCAGACAAUGUCUUCUUGAAACUUGUCGAAAGAUUGGUGGGUCGCAAGUGCAACCAAUUUUGUUGCCAGUGCCAGAAACUAUUAUAAGGAUAGAACCACUAGAGCACGAAGCUUUGGAACGUAACUAUAGAGAAAUACAAGCUAACAAUUAACGACUACUUUUAAUGCCCUUCUUUAUUCCGAGUGAGCAAGGUAGUUCAAAUCAAAAACCAAUUAACCAUAUCUAAUUUUGUGGUUAUUGGUGAAUUACAAUUUGAAACUUUCUUUGCUUUACUUUGACCUCAAAUGUAAAAAUACACUGGUUAAAUUUUUUAUUGCAUUUCUUUUCC